Amphiprion ocellaris (clown anemonefish) is the source of this 6040-nucleotide messenger RNA. It is a transcript of the gene kdm2bb, whose product is annotated as lysine-specific demethylase 2B. The transcript has 21 exons. Gene Ontology annotation, molecular function: histone demethylase activity; protein binding; transcription coregulator activity. The record is from RefSeq and is a predicted model, not a curated record. Gene Ontology annotation, biological process: protein demethylation; regulation of transcription by RNA polymerase II. NCBI's taxonomy places the organism in Eukaryota, Metazoa, Chordata, Actinopteri, Pomacentridae. The coding region runs from base 141 to 4319 and encodes 1392 amino acids.
ACGUAAUACACAAAAACAUGGUUCCCUUGUUUUGAACCCGUAAAGCGUGCUAAAGUGCUGCUUCUUUAACUCCGCCGCGCCUCCGCCGAGAUGCUUUUCCGACCCUGAUCCACCGGGGAAAACGUUCACGGGGGAAGACGAUGGCUCAGGCCGCGGAGACGUGCGCCGAGUCCGGACGCAGGCUGCGCUCCAUCUGCCGGAGGAUGUACGACGAAAACGAGGACUUGUCUGAUGUGGAGGAAAUUGCAAACAUCAGAGGUUUCAGCGUGGAGGAGAAGCUCGUCAGUGACAGCUACAGCGCAGACUUUGUCCACUCAAUGGAGGGUAAAGACUUCACCUAUGAAUAUGUGCAAAGGGAGGCCCUCAGGAUCCCACUCAUUUUUAAAGAGAAAGACGAACUAGGGAUCAGAAUGCCGGAUCCAGAAUUUACAGUCAGUGAAAUUAAAGGAUUAGUUGGCAGUCGCCGGUCUGUGGACGUUAUGGACGUGAGCACUCAGAAAGGCACUGAGAUGAGCAUGGCGCAGUUUGUCCGUUAUUACGAGACGCCGGAGGAAGAACGGGACAAACUGUUCAAUGUCAUCAGCUUAGAGUUCAGCCACACUAAGCUGGAGAACCUCAUCAAGCGGCCCACAGUGGUGGAUCAAGUGGACUGGGUGGACAACAUGUGGCCUUCUGAUCUGAAACAAAGCCAAACAGAAGCCACCAACGUCAUUUCAGAGAUGAAGUACCCUAAAGUGCAAAGGUACUGUUUGAUGAGCGUAAAGGGCUGCUACACAGACUUCCACAUUGAUUUUGGGGGAACGUCGGUGUGGUAUCAUGUGUUCAAGGGACAGAAAGUGUUCUGGCUUGUGCCUCCAACCCCACAUAACCUUGCUCUGUAUGAGGACUGGGUACUGUCAGGCAAGCAGAGCGAUAUCUUUCUGGGAGACCGAGCUGAUGGAUGCCAGAGAGUGGAGCUUAAACAAGGAUACACCUUCUUCAUCCCGUCUGGGUGGAUUCAUGCUGUCUACACUCCCGUGGACACGCUGGUGUUCGGAGGCAAUAUUCUGCACAGCUUUAACAUUCCUAUGCAGCUUACCAUCCAUGAGAUAGAGAACAGGACUAAGGUUCAUUCGAAAUUUCGUUUUCCGUUCUACUAUGAGAUAUGCUGGUAUGUUCUAGAGAGAUAUCUUCACUGCCUGACCAAACGCUCCUACCUUUCUCAAGAGGUCCGAAAAGAGCCUAUGGACUUUGAGACAAAGGUGAAGACAGAGAGUCCCUCCUCUGACUCCAGGAGCCAGGACACAUACGAGGAUUCAUGUGGGACUCAAGUCAGGGAGGACCAGGGUGAAAAAUCAGAAAGAGUCGCUCAGGAUGGUCCCUGCUCGCCCGACGCCGGGAAGGGCCAACACCUGAAAGCUGUUUUAUGUAUUGACUCUGAGGACAGCUGUAAUCCCGGCUCCACCUCUCUAGAUUUCCCCAAAACCCCUUCUGACUCGCCGGCCUCAGAGUGUCAGAAUAAAUGGACUCAUUUGACGGAGUUUGAACUGAACGGACUCAGGACGCUGGUUGAGAAGCUGGAGUCGCUUCCUGAAAACAAGAAAUGCGUUCCAGUGGGAAUAGAGAACCCACAAGCUCUGCUGGAGGACAUGAAGGCUGUCUUAAAAGAACACGCUGAUGACGACCCCAAAUUAGCAAUUACUGGGGUUCCUGUGGUGUGCUGGCCUAAGAAAACUAUAAAGCCCCGGCCUCCCAACCGGCCGAAACCUAAGAUGGCAGCAUCUCCUGCAUCAGCAGUCAAGCUGUCAGCUAGUCGGGGAACAUCUGGUGCCAGGAGGAGAAGGACGCGCUGUCGAAAGUGUGAGGCAUGUCUGCGGACGGAGUGUGGAGAGUGCCACUUCUGUAAAGACAUGAAGAAGUUUGGUGGGCCGGGGCGAAUGAAACAGUCCUGCAUUAUGAGGCAGUGCAUUGCUCCUGUACUGCCCCACACAGCAGUAUGUCUAGUCUGUGGAGAGGCAGGAAAGGAGGACACAGUGGAGGAUGAGGAGGAGAAGUUCAACCUCAUGCUCAUGGAGUGCUCCAUCUGCAAUGAGAUCGUUCAUCCUAACUGUCUCAAGAUUAAAGAUUCAAAUGGAGUAGUCAACGAUGAGCUGCCAAACUGCUGGGAAUGCCCAAAGUGUAACCAUGCUGGGAAAACAGGGAAAGCCUCAAAGCAAAAAAGGGGGCCAGGGUUCAAGUAUGCGUCAAAUCUUCCCGGCUCGCUGCUGAAAGAACCACGACUAAACCGAGAUCCAAAAGAGGAGCUCGACCCGCCCAUGGUGGCCACAACAACGGUCACUACCUUGACUACGACAUCUGUUGUGAAGAGAAAGGCAGAGCGGGAAGUAAUCUCAAAGAGGAACGACGAGGAGCCUCCAAAGAAACGUCCCCCCUUGCUGUCUCUGGAUGGCAUCCCCCGACCAAGACUAGAGGACAAUCCGCUGAGGAAAAAGAGGAAACUUUUUGACACCAAUGAUGAACCUGUUAUUAUGAAGAAGAAGAAGAAGCCUUCAAAACUGGAAGAUCCGUUCACUUCAAAGCUGUUGCGGCAAAUCAAGACAGAGAAUGAUCAUGGUGAUGAAGACGAUGACCAGGAGGAUCAAGAAGAAGAUGGCUUGUCUUUGGAAAGGAUGCAUAUAAAAGAGAAACAUGAGUAUGAUGAUGAGGACCAAGAAGAGGAUGCCGAGGAAGAGGAGGCAGUGACAAAAGAGAGAGACAGUAGUACGGAGGACAAAGCUAAGGUCCUACUUAACCCACUGCUGAGGACAUCCACAGCCAGAGAAAGUGACCAGUCCUCCUCCAACUCUCCCAGAGCCGGACCAAGCAGCGAGUCAGGAGAAGCUCAGGAGAGGAGCUCUGCUCAGCUCAAAGCUCGCCAUCAGCGUCGACGUCUUCCCAACAAAGAGGCGAGCAAAGAGUCCAACCAGGAAACUGCCAAGACAGAAGACUGUCCGAGCAGCCAGAAGCACGGCUCAGUGAAGACGGAGGACAUCCCAGCCAAUCACAACCGCCGACCACUGAAGAACGAAGACUGUCUGACCAAUCAGAACCGUAAACCACUAAAAACAGAGGACUCGACCACUAAUCAGAGCCGCAGAGCUGUUAAACUGGAGGAAGGUGUGGCCAAUCAAAACAGACAACCGCUAAAAACGGAGGACAGCUUGGCCAAUCAGAACCACAGACCGGUAAAAUCUGAGCCUGAGAAUGAAGUAGACGAGCAGAAGCCUAGAUGGCCUCUUAAUAACGGCAGCAGCGAUCUGGGUGACUGGCUGAGGCACCGGGGGCGGGAGGUGAACGGGACGCCACGUGGCUACUCGCCGCUCGGCUGGAGCAGAAGCACGCCCAUCACACCCAUGUGCCCCCGACCGCUCCCCUGCCGGUCGCCACCAAAAUGCAUCCAAAUGGAGCGCCACGUGAUCCGGCCGCCUCCCAUCAGCCCUCCGCCCGACAGACUGCCGCUGAACGACGGCGAAGCGCACGUGAUGCGACGAGAGACGUGGAUGACGGUGUUCAGUCACCUCACUCACAGAGAUCUUUGCGUCUGCAUGCGUGUCUGCAGGACCUGGAAUAGGUGGUGCUGUGACAAAAGGCUCUGGAAGCACAUCAAUCUGAACCGCUGCAAGUCCAUCACACCUCUCAUGCUGAGCGGCAUCAUCCGGAGACAGCCAGUAGCUCUGGACCUCAGCUGGACCAACAUUUCCAAGAAACAGCUCAGCUGGCUAAUCAACAGACUUCCAGGUCUGCGGGUGUUGCUUCUGUCAGGAUGCUCCUGGGUGGCCGUCUCAGCUCUCUGCACCUCCAGCUGUCCACUCCUGCGAACUCUGGACGUUCAGUGGGUCGAGGGUCUGAAAGACGCCCAGAUGAGAGACCUGCUGUCGCCUCCCACAGAUAACAGACCAGGUCAGUUAGACAACAGGAGUAAGCUGCGUAACGUGGAGGACUUGCGUCUGGCAGGGUUGGACAUCACGGACACGUCUCUGCGCCUCAUCAUCCGUUACAUGCCGCUGUUAUCUAAGCUGGACCUCAGCUACUGCAACCACGUCACCGACCAGUCAGUCAACAUCCUGACUGCUGCAGGGACGACCACCAGAGACUCACUCACUGACAUCAACCUGUCAGUGUGUAACAGAGUCACAGACCAGUCGCUGACCUAUUUCAAGCGCUGUGGAAGCAUUUGUCACAUCGACCUGCGAUACUGCAAACAAGUGACCAAGGAAGGAUGCGACCAGUUCAUCGCAGAAAUGUCUGUGAGCGUACAGUUUGAACUGAUAGAAGAGAAACUACUGCAGAAGAUCAGUUAGGAGGACUGUGACAUUCACAAGUGGUAAAACUACUGUCCACAUGGAGGCAGCAGACGACUGUGGAGAACUGAUGUAAAGGGAAGCUGCACUGCUCAGCCAGAAUGUAAAAAAAAAAGAAAAGAAGAAAGUCUUGUCCCGUGAAGGCAAUAUUACGGAAACAUUUUUUGUUGUUGCACCUGUUUAUAAGUUAUUUAUUCUUUAUAUUGAUCGUUUACGUAUUGUAUCACAAUUAUCUUUUGGUGUUUAUAGACUAUUUUUUGUUCCAAUGCAAAGUUUAUUGCAUUAUAGAUGAAUAUUUUUGUAUCAGAAAGUGUUUCAUACAUUUAUGUGCAGUAUUAAAUGCACAGCUGUACAGUAUCAUGGCAUUGAAAUUGAUAAUCAGUCGGCAUUACUGUUAAGCUCUUUAUUGUCAAGAGGCAAAGGUCUAUUGAUUUGUUGCCAAACUGUAGGAUGGUAGCUUGUGUUUGUGGGGGUGUUUUUCUAUUAUGUUCUAUGUGCCAGUGCUCUGUUUCCUAUUAGACAAAGGUACUGUAUAUUUUGUUUUCUAUAUGACGAUACCAUUUGGAUGAGAUAUCUAGUAGGAAAGUUUUAACAAGUUAUUUGCACUGAUAUGGUCGAUAUGAAUACUCGAAUGUAUUCUCGCAUACACUAUACAGUGUACAGUGUAUAAAGCAUAUUUUUUCAACACUAAAACGCUCUGCUAAUUUUACUAACAGCUUGUAGUUAACGGGGUUAUAUUAACGCACACCGACAUCUCCGCCAGUCUCCUUUAGUAUUAUCGGUGCUUUGUGGAAGGAAGCGUUAAAGCUCUGCAUGCAGCAAAGACAUGUUUACACCACAGUCAGUAGAUUUAGUAACUGUUAAACAAUAUAACCAUCUGUUUACUCCAGUCCUUAGCUGAACUCCAUAUAAUUAGAAAAUGAGACUAAGUGUUGAAUUAAAAUAAAGAAAAAGCAAAGCCAAGGAAUAUUCAUUUUGCACAAAUCCUUUAGAAAAAAGGAUUCUCUCAUAUGAUAGAUGUGACCAGGUGGAGAAUAAAGCAAGCGGUUCUCUGCUUUUCUUUCUGUUACUGUAAAAAAACAACAGCAGUGAAUCUGUCUGGUAAAACCAAGAGAUGAUCACAGGGUUCAGAAACACGAGGCUCGUAGUCCAUGUAUGUUAUUCCUUUUUCUGGUGAGCUAGCAACAGAAUUUCUAAGCGAUUUGUGCAAAAUAUAAAGUGAAAAAGGGUUUUGCUUGUUCUGCAUUCUUUGAUUCUGCUGAAAGAGACAUGUAUGACACUGGUUCUGUUCUUAAAGUUUUAUUAUUUAUGACCUUUUGAGUUUAACUUCUGAAAAAGCUUCAUCGUAACUCAUGGCGUCAUUCAAUAGCAUCGUUCUUACUGUGUUCAUCAUUUUAAUGUUUAAAGUCAUUCAGAAAUUGCAAAUUCUGAUUUGGCCUAAAAACAUUCUAACUCAACAGUUUAAUAAUUGAAUAGGUUUUCAUUUCUCUUUGAUGCUUAAGUUUUUUCGAAAGUCUUUUGUGUAACUUUUGAAUAGCGGUCCAUGUCCAUACAGUUUGGUGGAUGGAUUUAAAGUUUUAUGUUUUUAUUAAAAGACCACGCCUCCAUGAAAUAUUUUAGUACAUUACUUCAGAUCUAUCUAUCUGUACAUACUGUACACGUAAAGCCUUUAGGAAAAGUUAAGUCAACCUUUGAGAUAUUAAAUUCAUUUUAAAUACUGA